AUGCCCAAUCGCAAGAUUGCCCGCACCGACUACGACUAUGUCUCGUUUGUCGGUGACGCCGCCCACUUUGUCAUGCUCCUGGCUCUCAUCCUCUACAUUGUGGGCGUGGCCACGCCUGCCUGGAUCGAGCACGACAUUAAAAACAAUGGCGACCAUGUGAUCGUGGGCCGCGGUUUCUUCCAGACCUACGAAGACGAUCCCAACGGCCUCAUUACCCUUUACACCUAUGCCAUCAAAGACCAAAAUGGUUACAAGCAAGAUCCUUUUUGCGGUUCCAAUAACGCAACGCUCCAAUCCAGCUACCUCAGCCGCCUCGGCGUGACCCGCUCCCGUGACAACAAUGGCCGCAACUGGUGCCGCACUCGUGAUGCCGCCGCCGCCAUUGCCAUCAUUACAGUCCUGGCCGCUGCGUUUGCCCUGACCCUAUCUUUCUGUCUCCAACGUGGCUGCUGCUCCGUGCUCUUCUUCGUCAUUGCCCUUUGCGUUGCCGGCUUUAUGGGCUUUUUGACUAGCUCCAUCAUGGGCGGCUACUUGGAAGACGAAAAGAAGCGCAUCUCGGGUGUGCCGGACGACGAACGCAUGUACCCCGGGCCCCAAACCCUCGGCGUUGGCUAUUCCUUUGCCAUCUUCAUGGUUGGCUUUGCUUGCAACGUGGUGGCCAGCCUCUUGGCAAUGAUUCUGGCGGGUCCGCUGGCUACUCAGCUGCUAGGUGCCUAUGGUGCUGACAUCAUUAAGAUUGAACCCCCAGCUGGUGAUGAGACGCGGCGAUGGGGACCGCCUUUUUUACCAAACGGAACAGCAUCCUACUUUACUGCCGUCAAUAGCAACAAGCGGUCGUUGACCCUGGACCUCAAGCAAGAACGCGAACGCGAAGCCCUCCGGAAAAUGGUUGCAAGCAGUGACGUGCUGCUCCACAACUUUACACCUGCUACUGCGAAGAAGCUUGGCGUGGAUUAUGACACGCUCGGCGCCCUCAACAGUCGCCUCAUCUACUGCGAGCUGACAGGUUAUGGCUCUUCGGGACCUCUAGCAAAUCGACCAGGCUACGAUCUCAUAGCCGCCAGCCUCAGCGGUUUGAUGCACAUCACUGGCGAACCAGAUGGUCCACCAGCCAAGACUGGCGUGGCCAUUACAGACGUCGUGACCGGCCUGUACACUCAUGGGGCCAUCUUGGCCGCGCUGUACGAACGGGAGCAUUCUGGCUUGGGCCAAAAGAUUGAGACAUCGCUGCUUGAAGCCCAGCUGAGCGUGAUGGCCAACACGGGAGUCAAUGCUCUUCAAGCGCAACAACCUGGCCGUCGCCAUGGCAGUGCCCACCCAAGCAUUGUUCCCUAUCAGUCCUUCCCUGCUAAGCAAGGACACAUCUCAAUUGCUGCCACAUCUGAACGUCAAUUUCAACAUUUGUGCCAACUCUUGCAAUGUGACCAUUUGGCCCAGGAUGAACGAUUUGCCUCGAAUGCUCUUCGCGUCCAACACAGAGAUGCCUUGAUCACCAAACUGACCGAUACCUUGGCACAGCGCUCUGCGUGUGAGUGGGUCAGCCACUUUGAACAGGGCGAGGCCAAGUUUGCGUAUGGCGAGAUCCUCAAUGUUUGCGAGGCUUAUGCUCAGCCCCAGGCUCAAGCACGCGACAUGGUUCAAUCAGUUUCAAUGGCCGAUGGUCACGAUAUUUCGGUCCCGGGCCUGGCUGUCAAGUUUGCGCGCACUCCCGCCACCCUCCACAUGGGACCGCCAGAUCUUGAUCAGCAUCGCCACAGCCUGAUCGCCGAAUUUGAGCUUGACAUUGAUCCUUGA
This is a messenger RNA of Monosiga brevicollis MX1, 1794 nucleotides long. RefSeq lists its product as uncharacterized. The record is from RefSeq and is a predicted model, not a curated record. Gene Ontology annotation, molecular function: catalytic activity. Bases 1 to 1794 code for a protein of 597 amino acids. The transcript has 16 exons. Lineage: Eukaryota; Choanoflagellata; Craspedida; Salpingoecidae. Gene Ontology annotation, cellular component: membrane.